AUGGUAUCAGUAGUGGAAUUUUUUGCGGUGAUUAUUCCUCAAACCAUUCAGUUACAGACUUUAUUUGAAGAAAUCGAUAAAGAUGUUGACAUCCAGGAACUGAAAGCUAAGUUGUUAUCUUCAGAACCAGUGAAGAAGGGAUUUAUUCUGAAAGAUGACCGUGUGUGGUACAAGAAUAGAUUGUUGAUUCCUCAGAGUUCAUCGAUGAUACCGUUGAUUCUACAUGAGUUUCAUGAUGCUUUUAUGGGUGGUCAUUCGGGUGUUCUAAAGACCUUGAAGCGAAUACAAGGUCUGUUACAACCACUUCCGAUUCCAGACAAAAUAUGGAAAGAUAUUAGUCUUGACUUUGUCGAAGAGCUACCGUCUUCAAAUGGAAUUAACGUGAUAUUGGUUGUGGUCGAUCGGUUGAGCAAGUACAGCCACUUUAUUGGACUAAAACAUCCGUUCACUGCAACCAAGGUUGCUUCCAAGUUCAUUUCUGAGAUAGUUCGGCUACACGGUUUCCUCAGACCGGGAUUGGAUAUUCUUGAAACGACUCCUUUUCAUGUGGUGUAUGGACGUGAACCACCAACCUUGCUGUUUUUUGAAGAAGGUUCAACGGCUAACUUUGAGUUAGAAAAGGCUCUGAGAGAACGUGACACGAUGUUGACACAGAUUAAGGAACAAUUGACUCGUGCUCAGGACAUGAUGAAAUCAUAUGCAGAUAAACAUAGAAGAGACGUUUCUUUUGAGAUGGGAGAUAUGGUUUAUCUGAAACUUCAACCCUAUAGACAGCAUUCAGUCACGAGGAGGUUGUGUCAAAAAUUGGCGGCCAGAUUUUAUGGUCCAUUUGAAGUGAUUGAGAAGAUUGGCAAAGCUGCAUACAGAUUGAAAUUACCAGCUUCUUCCAAGAUUCAUCCGGUAUUUCAUGUGUCUCAGUUAAAGGCAGCCAUUGGUUCGCAAAACACUGUAACUGCAUUACCGGAGACAUUCACGGAUGCGGGAGAGUUUGUGUUGGAACCGGAUGCAGUGUUGGAGACACGUUUUGAUAAGCACGGUGGAUUGGAACUGCUUAUUACUUGGAAGGAUCUUCCUCAACAUGAGGCGACUUGGUUUUCUGUUCGGGAGUUUGAACGAUCUUACCCAACUUUUGCGCUUGAGGACACGCUGCAUCUUAAAGGGGCGGGUAUUGAUAGGUUCCACGGUAGGGUCUAUGAGAGACAGAGGAAAAAGAAUCUUGCAAACGUGGAUGGAGAAAAUGGCAAAGGAGAAGAGAAGAAAGUCAAAGUGUCAAGUUGA
Molecule: messenger RNA, 1278 nt
Organism: Eutrema salsugineum
Lineage: Eukaryota; Viridiplantae; Streptophyta; Magnoliopsida; Brassicales; Brassicaceae
Exons: 3
Coding region: 1-1278 (425 amino acids)
Molecular function (GO): nucleic acid binding
Source: RefSeq, a predicted model, not a curated record